AUGUACAGAGGGAGAGGCGCUGCUGCACUGCAGCAGUUCAGGAGCGCUGCUGCAGCAGCAACAGCGACGAGCCUUGCUGCAGCAGCAACAGCAGCAAACAGUGCUGCAGCACCCCGCAGCCACGGCGGCUGUCAGGCACUUUGCCUUUCCUCUCCCCGCAAAAAUAGAACAGACACCACCCCGCUGCUGCAGCAACUGCUGCGGCAGCAGCAGCACCUGCUGCAGCAGCAGCAGCACCUGCUGCAGCAGCAACAGCAACUGCUGCAGCAGCAGCAGCACCCGCUGCAGCAGCAGCAGCACCUGCUGCAGCAGCAGCAGCACCUGCUGCAGCAGCAGCAGCACCUGCUGCAGCAGCAGCAGCAACUGCAGCAGCAGCAGCAACUGCUGCUGCAGCUACUUGGUGUAGUCUCCUGCCUUGUAGGCAGCUGGGUCGUAGAAGUGGACCUGGAUUUGGCGCCCCCCAAACCAGCGGCCGUGCAGCUGCGGCGCUGCAGCAGCAGCAGCAGCAGCAGCAGCAAAAGCAAUAAAGAUUCGAACUUCUCCUUGAAUGAUUUCAACCCGCACUUCGUCGACUUCGCCAAAUCGGCGACACUCUUCUCUCAUCUGCGCAGCAAAACGAAAACAAAUAAAUAA
Molecule: messenger RNA, 633 nt
Organism: Eimeria necatrix
Lineage: Eukaryota; Apicomplexa; Conoidasida; Eucoccidiorida; Eimeriidae
Exons: 1
Coding region: 1-633 (210 amino acids)
Source: RefSeq, a predicted model, not a curated record